Messenger RNA from Plasmodium relictum, 2241 nucleotides. It is a transcript of the gene SET7, whose product is annotated as SET domain protein, putative. The coding region runs from base 1 to 2241 and encodes 746 amino acids. The record is from RefSeq and is a predicted model, not a curated record. NCBI's taxonomy places the organism in Eukaryota, Apicomplexa, Aconoidasida, Haemosporida, Plasmodiidae. Gene Ontology annotation, molecular function: protein binding. The transcript has 7 exons.
AUGGAAACAAUUUUAAGGAGACUUAGAAGAUCUAGUAACAAAAAAAAAAAAACAAUAGAAAUAGAUGCUAUUGACGAAAAAGAAUGGGCCCAAUCAAAAACAUUAGAUUUAACUGAGGAUUUGUAUGAUUAUACUUUGGAUAAGAAAUAUAAAAAUAAUAAAAAAAAAAAAGAUGAAAAAAGAGAGGAUAAUUUAGAAAAUUUAUAUGGACUUAAAGAUACAUUAGGAAACUUGAAAAACAAAAAUAAAAAAAAUGAAAAAUAUUAUAUAAAUUCUUUUUCGCGAAUGAAUGAAGACAUAACUAAUGUUAGCACAGAUUUUACUAACGAAUAUUCCAAAAAAAAAAAUAAAAAGGAACAUAAAAUUAACAUAAAUAAUAAUGAAAAAAAGAAAAUACAAUAUAUAUAUAAUGAUUUUGAAAAGUAUACUUGUGACACGAAAGAGUAUUCUGAAAAUGAUGAAGUAGAUUUAUAUGAAGAAGAAGAAGAAGAAGGAGAAAUUGAUGAAAUAAAAAGUAAAGAAGAGGAAGAAAAAGAAGAAAUAGCUGAUGAAGAAGAAGAAGAAGUAGUUGAUGAAGAAGAGGAAGAAAUAGUUGAUGAAGAAGAAGAGGAAGAAAUAGUUGAAGAAGAAGUAGUUGAGGAGGAAGAAGAAGAAAAAUAUCAAGAAAUAGUAAAUAAAGAGUAUGAAUAUAAUUACGAAGAGCAAAAUAAUAAUAAUAAUAAUAAUAGAAAAAAUUAUGGAGAAAUGAAUGAAAUUAAAUCUAAUGAAUUAGAUCAAAUUAGUGGAGAAAUUAUAACAGAAAACAUAAAAGAAGAUUCAGAUACCAAAGAAAAAUAUAUGGAGGAAAAUGCUAGGGUAAGUAUAGAAGAUAAUGAAGAAUAUUUAGAAGAAAAAUUAGAUGUAUAUACAGUAGAGGAAAUAGAUAAUGAAGUAGAAGUCUCUCACGUUAAGGGAAAAGGUAGAUGUAUGUUCACAAAAAAAAAUUUAGAUCCAGGCUCUAUAAUAUUUAUUGAAAAACCUUUACUAAUUAUUACCCCAAGUUUAAAUGAAAAAUUAUGGAAUCAUUUAAAUAAACUAAACAAUGAACAAAAUUUUGAACUACCUCUUAAAUGGCAUUUUGCAGCUUUAUGUAGUAUUACUAUUCUUGAUGAUUCUAGUUUUAAAGCAUGUAUUGAUAAAUGGGUUCCAGAACCUGAUAAAGAACCUGAUAAAGAUGUCUAUAAUGUUUUAGAUAAAGUAUGUGAUAAGAAAAUUUUUAAAAAUGGUAAAAAAGUAUAUUAUUAUAAGAAAAAAUUAAUAGAUCCAAAUAUAUAUGAUAGAAUCAUACAAGUUUGGCAUUACAAUGCUUUCGGUCAUCAUACGGAUAGUGAAGGAUUAGUUCUAUAUAAUCGUAUAUCGAUGCUUGCGCAUAGCUGCAAUUCUACAGCUUGCUGGCACUAUGGUGAAAAUGACAGUUUUGUUCUAAGAGCAAGAAUUAAAUUAAAUGCAGGAGAUGAAUUAACGAUAUCUUAUCUUGGAGAUGAUGAUUUAUACAAAUCAUCCAAUAUCAGAAGAGAAAAGCUUACUAACUGGUUAUUUGUAUGUAUGUGUAGUAGGUGCACUAAUCCAGUUGAUAAUUCUAGAGGUUUUAAAUGUUCAACAUGUGGAAUAGGAACGUUUUUUAUAAAAAGUGACCACCAUGAUGAAAUUCCAAUAACUACAAAAUGUAACAUAUGUUUUUCUGAAAUAUCCGAAAGCACAGCUUAUGAAUACAUUGAAUAUGAAAAUAGUUAUAUAGAGAGACUUCAGGAAACAGAUAAAAGUGAUAUGUCUGAUGCUUUAGCUGUUUAUGUACAGGCUGAUAAAAUAUUUACUCAACACUGGAUAAUGUUUCAAUUAUAUACUAUUCUUUUUGAAGGUUAUAGAGAUUCUUGUCAAUGGGAGAAAGCUAUAUAUUAUCAAAUGCAACGAAUCAAAUAUGCCGUUGAUGUAAUACCUAGAGCUAAUUAUGUUUUAGCUUGGUUAUAUGAAGAAUUAGGAGAAAUUCAUGCGAAUUCUAUAAAUACUGAUAUUUUAUUAACAGAAAAUGAUUUUACUAUUACAUACGAAGAAAAAAAAAGAAUUUGUUCGCAUUUUUUGAAAUCCAUACAUUUAUUGGAGAUUUUAUGCGGAUAUUCACAUGAUUAUUUGAGAGAUUCUUUGAACAAGUAUUAUCGAAUUGACAGUUUAACUACAAUAGACGCUCCACAAAUAGAAGAAUAA